AUGCAAUGUCGCAGCCGCGACCGAAGCCGGAGCCCCCGCAAAGCGGCGCGCGCAACUGAGACCUGCUGCGUGCUGGAGGCCAGCAAGGAUGCGCACAGAUGGGCAGCUUAUGAGUGCCACUUUGCAAAGACCACUUUUAGGUCAGAGGCGAGUCAGGUGCGGACUCGCGUGAUUGCGAGCCAUGGGCAGUGCCGCACCUUCAUCCUGUGCGAGAAAGGACAGGUGCCGAAGAACAUUCUAAAGGCCAAGGAUAGGAAGGAGUUGGUGCUGGCAGCAAUGACUGUCAGAAUGAAUCCUUAUGCGAAGUUCGCGAAGAUGUGGGCGCAGGUCCUGCACAUGAGUGCCUGGGAGGAGCGCCAAGGCCACGGCAGUAAGUUGGUUACGGCUGUAGAGGAGCUUUUACGCCAGGAAGGUGUUGAUGUCAUUGUUUCUUACCCCGCGCCAACCCAACAAGCUGAAAGCUUCUGGAAGAAAAUGGGAUAUGUGAGUCAGGAUCCGAGCCUUCUGCCUGAUGAAGAGCUGAUUCCGAGAUGGAGAGGUGGCCCCCUGUGGCCAGAGCAAAGCCUAUCCGGGGAGGCCUUGGAGCAGUGGGAGAAGAGGCUGUCGGUCGGCGCGCUGCAGCCCCGGGAAGAAGCCAUCCGGACGAGACCAGGUGGCGAUGGUCGCAGGUAUCGCGAGUUGGUCUGGAGACCCAAGGAUCUGCGGAAGAGGCAGGCUUCGGAGGUCAUCAUGAGUGCUGAGGAGUUGCAGAAAUUAAUGGCGGCCCCAUCGGCCCCGGAUGCUGUUGCCCGUGAGGACAUCAAAAAGUCAGAGGCGAGUCAGGUGCGGACUCGCGUGAUUGCGAGCCAUGGGCAGUGCCGCACCUUCAUCCUGUGCGAGAAAGGACAGGUGCCGAAGAACAUUCUAAAGGCCAAGGAUAGGAAGGAGUUGGUGCUGGCAGCAAUGACUGUCAGAAUGAAUCCUUAUGCGAAGUUCGCGAAGCGAAGAUGUGGGCACGGCAGCAAGUUGGUUACGGCUGUAGAGGAGCUUUUACGCCAGGAAGGUGUUGAUGUCAUUGUUUCUUACCCCGCGCCAACCCAACAAGCUGAAAGCUUCUGGAAGAAAAUGGGAUAUGUGAGUCAGGAUCGGAGCCUUCUGCCUGAUGAAGAGCUGAUUCCGAGAUGGAGAGGUGGCCCCCUGUGGCCAGAGCAAAGCCUAUCCGGGGAGGCCUUGGAGCAGUGGGAGAAGAGGCUGUCGGUCGGCGCGCUGCAACCCCGGGAAGAAGCCAUCCGGACGAGACCAGGUGGCGAUGGUCGCAGGUAUCGCGAGUUGGUCUGGAGACCCAAGGAUCUGCGGAAGAGGCAGGCUUCGGAGGUCAUCAUGAGUGCUGAGGAGUUGCAGAAAUUAAUGGCGGCCCCAUCGGCCCCGGUCCGUCCGGAUGCCGCAGGGCGUGUGCCCUUUGCGGACCUGGCCUUCGACGUCACGGCGGGCCCGGAUACCCACAGCCGGUUCCUUGCCCACCGUGUGGUCGUUGGGGCACAGAGUCCUGUUCUUCUGAAGGAGCUGGAGAGCCUACCCUUGGUGGAGUUGCCGCAGGAAGGCAUCACAGCGUCCAUCUUCAAGGUGGACCGCCGGAUCUCCAAAGAUGUGUGGAGAAGUGUGCUCCAGUUCUUCUACACUGGUGUGGUGCACUGCCCCUUUGCCAAAGAUCCUGCCAAGCUGGUGGAGCUCUUUCGCGCUGCUGCCAUCUACAAGUUGCCCAAGGCACUUCUGGACUUGGCACAAGCUGCACUCUUCCCUCUGCUGCCUUCCAGCCCAACAAGUUUAGCUCUCGAAGUCUUCUCCAUCAGCGCGGGUACCAGUGGCGAAGGCGUGGAUGUCUCGUCACUGCGCGAGGCGUCGACGUUUGUGCUCUUGAGCCAUGCCCCGCAAGUGUUUGCUGACCUGCCGCCAGAGACUGUGUCGGGCGUUCUGGAGCGGCUUCUAGCGACCUCUGAGCAGGGGAUCUUUGCGGCACAGCAGGAGAAGAGGUCAUAA
Molecule: messenger RNA, 2016 nt
Organism: Symbiodinium natans
Lineage: Eukaryota; Dinophyceae; Suessiales; Symbiodiniaceae
Source: the annotation of a GenBank genome assembly